AUGGAUUCCAAGGUCGCAGGUAAGAGAAGACUCCUCCAACUCAAUGAGUUAGAUGAGUUUAGAUUGUCGGCAUAUGAUAAUGCGCGAACCUACAAGGAGAAGACCAAGAAGUGGCAUGACAAGAGGAUCUUACCAAGAGAGUUUGCACCGGGUGAUAAGGUUCUUCUCUUCAAUUCUAGAUUAAAUAUUUUCCCAGGAAAAUUGAAGUCUAGGUGGUCCGGUCCCUUCACUGUCACAAGGUUGAACAAAUUUGGUUCGGUAGAGUUGGUCAAUGACAAGGGUGAAGAGUUUAAGGUAAAUGGCCAACGAUUGAAAGUGUAUCAUGAGGGCGCUACUAGUACAGAUGUGGAGGAAACCCUCGUAACUCCACUUCCAACCUGA
This is a messenger RNA of Chenopodium quinoa (quinoa), 381 nucleotides long. RefSeq lists its product as uncharacterized. The coding region runs from base 1 to 381 and encodes 126 amino acids. The transcript has a single exon. The record is from RefSeq and is a predicted model, not a curated record. NCBI's taxonomy places the organism in Eukaryota, Viridiplantae, Streptophyta, Magnoliopsida, Caryophyllales, Amaranthaceae.